Molecule: messenger RNA, 2298 nt
Organism: Vollenhovia emeryi
Lineage: Eukaryota; Metazoa; Arthropoda; Insecta; Hymenoptera; Formicidae
Exons: 1
Molecular function (GO): nucleic acid binding
Source: RefSeq, a predicted model, not a curated record
AUGAGCGCGGUUGUUCGGGUUAAGGGCGUUAAUGGAAAUUUCGUACAAUGCCGCGCGCUGUUAGAUACCUGCGCCACGGCGCACUUCGUGACGGAACAGUUUGCUCGCAGCACCGGACUGCCGAUACACCCGUGCUCUAUUUCAGUCGGCGCGAUCGACGAUAUGCACACGACGUCUCACGGCGCGAUCGAAUUGUCCUUCUACUCGAUUCACAAUAAUUUUAAUAAGAAACUUUUAUUUUUAAUAGUUCCGAAAAUCGCGGAAAGAGUUCCAAGCGCGACGUUUCCGCGCGAGACUAUUAAUAUACCUUCGAAUUUGAAACUAGCAGACCCACAAUUUCAUUUACCGCGAUCGGUCGAUAUAAUUAUCGGAUCCGGCGCUACUCUAUCCCUGCUAUCGAUCGGACAGAUCAACCUUUCACAAGAUAAAAGUGAUUUAUUUUUACAAAAGACGCAGCUCGGCUGGGCCGUCGUCGGCGGGGUAGCUUCCCCCGAAGGAGGGGGAAGGGUCUCAUGCAAACUAACGGAACUGAAGGAUCAAAUCGCGAAAUUUUGGUUGUUAGAAGACACGACCGCGAAACAAUUUGGCCUACCGGAGGAAUCCGAAUGCGAACGUCAUUAUGCGCAGAAUCUAACACGCGAUAAUUCCGGGCGCUAUAUCGUACGGCUACCGUUCCGUCUAGCGGAACGAGAAUUCGGAAACUCACGCGCGAUCGCGUUGCGUCGGUUUUACGGGCUUCAGAAGAAGCUCGAUGCCAAUCCGAGACUCAAACGAGAGUACGAGCACAUAAUGAAAGAAUAUAUUGAGUUAGGCCACAUGUCAUUAACUUCAGACGAGGCAGAGGGCGGAUGUUAUCUUCCCCACCACGCAGUCACAAAAGCCACAAGUACCACGACUAAAGUAAGAGUCGUUUUUGACGCAUCGGCGAAAACCAACAGGGGGAUAUCACUGAACGAUACGUUGAUGGUCGGCCCCACGAUUCAGAGUAAAUUGUUUGAACAUCUGAUACGAUUUCGCACGCAUAGAUACGUACUUACUGCCGACAUCGAAAAAAUGUAUCGGCAAAUCUGGAUACAUCCCAACGAUCGACAAUAUCAAAAAACUUUUUGGUAUCACGAAAAUCGCGUCCGCACCUUUCAACUCAAUACCGUUACUUUCGGCAUAUCAUCGGCUCCCUUUUUAGCCAUCCGCACGGUGCAACAACUUGCGAAUGACGAGAGUAAAGACUUUCCCGUCGGCGCGGAGAUUCUGAAACGCGACCUAUACGUUGACGACCUUUUAACAGGCGCGGAUACACUAAAGAAACUCUUGCAAAUUCGCGACGAGACCAUAGAAAUUCUGAAACGCGGCGGUUUCCAUAUUCGACAAUGGGCUUCGACCCAUCCGAAGGCCCUCGAAAACCUAUGCGAACGAACGUUAGACAUAGAAUUCCUCACCAACGAAAAUCCGAUUCUAAAAACGCUAGGUAUUGCAUGGAAUGCGCGUCGCGAUGAAUUACUUUACACGGUUAAACCUAUCAAGAUAAACGAUAGAGUUUCCAAGCGUCACAUUUUAUCCGAAAUAGCCAAAAUCUUUGACCCCCUCGGGCUGCUCGGCCCUAUCAUCCUUGCGUCAAAGGUAUUAAUGCAGGAGUGUUGGAGAACAAAAAUCUCAUGGGACGAAUCCGUACCCAGCGCGUUACAUUCCUCGUGGCUAACAUUCAUAGAACAACUCGAGUUAAUUGAUCAUUUGACCAUUGACCGUCGUCUAAUGAUUGAAAAUUUCACGGAAGUUCAGAUUCAUGGCUUUUGCGACGCGAGUAAAAUCGGUUACGGAGCCUGUUUGUACGUGCGAUCUUGCAACAAACAAGGCGAUACGAUCGUAAGACUCUGUUGCGCCAAGACACGCGUCGCGCCUCUUAAAGACACAACCAUACCGCGACUCGAACUUUGUGGUGCCCUGACCCUCACGCGUUUGUAUCGCGAAGUCUCCACGGUUUUUACUUUUAAACCGAGUAAAGUCGUCUUUUGGACCGACUCCAUGAUCGUCUUACAUUGGCUGCGAAAAUCUCCAAAUAUACUUAAAGUAUUCGAAGCGAAUCGCGUCAAGGAAAUUCAGGACGUUGGGGAUGAAUUAGAGUGGCGGCAUAUUCGAUCGGAAAACAACCCAGCCGACGCGUUAUCGCGAAGUCAACUUCCGCGAGAAUUCUUGAAAAACGAAUCUUGGUUUAACGGUCCAUUAUGGCUCAGACAGUCCGAAGCGACUUGGCCUACGAGUAUUGAAAUUCCCAUUAAGGAAUUACCCGGCUUGAAGAAGGCC